GGAAAUACUAGUAUCUAAUAGUGUAAUAAGAUCUUGAUGAUUUCUGAGUAAGGAUAGAAUUGUCUUCCUCAUCAAAAUUUGGGUGCGGCAAAUGCCGGGUGCGCAGAGGGGAGCCGUAUAAAAAUCGGGAUGCGCACGUUAGCACUCACCGCGUCCACGGCUCAGGUUAGCGUCCCCACCUAUAGCGGUGGGCGGUGGUCUCAUCUUUCUAGCUCUCCACAUCAGCCGCAAUCCACCACGCCGACCCGCUACCCCCAUCACUUUAUACCUAACCCUAUCACCACUCCUUCAUUAUGUCACCGUUCUCCGCCGCCCCCUCAUCUCCUCCGAUCUUUACAUCUUCCAUCUCCUCUCACAACCGACUCACGCAACCACCGCCAUGGCCGCAUCGCCUACCCCGUCGAGCGAGGAUCUGCUUACAGCGCUACCCGAGAACCAAUUCUCUAACGUCACGAUCGCAUCCCACGGAGGCGCUUCCUCUCGCCGCCUCCCUCCACCGUGCUGGUCCCACGACGAGACCGCCGCUCUAAUCGACGUUUACAGAGACAAGUGGUAUUCCGUUCGCCGCGGGAAUCUCCGGGCUAACCACUGGCAGGAAGUCGCGGCCGAUAUCGCCACGAGAUGUCCCGUCGAUCUCCCUAAGACCUCGAUGCAGUGCCGCCACAAGAUGGAGAAGCUACGGAAACGUUACCGCGCUGAGAUCCAACGCGCCGCUUCCUACGGCGGAGGCCCGUCGCGCCGUUACUGCUCCACCUGGAUCCACUUCAAACGCAUGGAUGAGAUGGAGAGGGGCCCCGAUGCUGCCUCGCCGGCCCCGGAAGAGGAAGACAUGGAAGAUGAUCAGGUAGAUUUCAAUCACAAUAGCUUCAGACACGCCGGCCAUACUUACAACCAGAACAACCGGAGAUAUAACGAGCGGAGUAGCUUUCAUGGUUCAAUGAACAAUAAUGGCGGUCCUGGAUUUCGGAUACGAAUUAACAGUGCUACACCUAUAGCCACCGCUCUUCCCAUGGCCAAGCCUUACGGCAAAAUUGAUGGCUCGAGCAGGUCAUAUAGAGGGGAUGGGGUGAUGAAGAAAGAGAAAAUAGUGGUCGGAGAAGAGACUGUCAGGAAGAGAAAGGGAAAUCCUAUAUUGGAGGCUGCCAGAGCAAUCAAGAUGAUGGGAGAAGGGUUUGUGAGGAUGGAGAGUAUGAAAAUGGAUGUAGCGAGGGAAUUGGAACAAAAGAGGAUGGAAAUGGAGAUGAAAAAGACCGAGUUGAUUCUUGAAUCCCAACAGAAGAUGGUGGAAGCUUUUGCCAAGGCCUUCUUGGACACGAAGGCCAAUCGAAUGCCGACCCCAGAAUGGUAAGGGCUGUUGUAAUUUAUUUUGGCUGUCAACUUUUCCUUUUCUGGAACAUCGGAAUGAAUUGAUUGUUUGCAUACAAAAUGAGCAGCAUUUAAGUGUUCUCAAAUCUUGCCUUUCUUUUCCCAGUGGUGGAGGAACCUCAGAACUUCAAUGUGCUCUAUCUUUUUUAUGAAGUGAUAUAUAUUUUCUCUUGCAAUUGCCA
Messenger RNA from Cuscuta europaea, 1547 nucleotides. The record is from the annotation of a GenBank genome assembly. NCBI's taxonomy places the organism in Eukaryota, Viridiplantae, Streptophyta, Magnoliopsida, Solanales, Convolvulaceae.